GAGCGGACGCUAUGAAUAAAGAUCCAAGGUUUCCCCCCGUCUGGUGCGUUUCAAAUCGUCUCUAGUCUUGAGUCUAUCCUCACCAUCAAGCUCAAGAAGGAGUCGUGCUUCUUUGCUUCUUUGCUUCUCUGCUGCUAUUAUCCUUGAAACUUAAUUCCCACAAUUCAGUGUAAGAUGGUCUUCUCACGCAAAAGCCAGAACAAAGAUGCCUCGUGCCACACCGCCGCCGCCUCCGCGUGCCGCCGGGUCGUCAACUCGCUGAAGCGGUUCCUCCCCAAGAAGAUUGUCCGGUCCUCAAAGCAGAAGAAGGACCUGCCCCAGGACCCCGAGAAGCUGGCCGCCCAAGUGGGACCCAUCUGCUCCGAUAUGCUCAAGCAGCUCAAGUAUCCCGGGGCGCCCAAGCUGAAGGCCGAGGCCGUCGAGGGCUUGCUCGCCUAUAUGCACAAGCGAGCCAUUGAGUUUGACGUGCCGCUCAACACCCCCAUUUCUGCAAAGGGGUUCCGUCUUGGCUAUGCUGAGGGAUUGCUCGCUCAUCCCAACCAUCCCGUGCAAGUCCAGGGGUAUGUCGGCUUGUUCACGUGGCUCGUCGUCCAGUACGACGACAUUGUCGGCCUGGCGGAAGCCUCCAGCAACGAGAUGUACGAGAACGCCCUGAAGUUCCACUCGCGCUUCUUCAGAGGAGAGCCCCAAGGGAACAACCUGCUCGAGGGCAUUGCCAUUCUGCUGCGCGAGGCGGAUGAGCACUUCGACACCGUCAUGGCCAACAUGCUGCAGAUCUCCGUGCUCAAGUUCUUGACCAGCAACCUGCUUGAGCGCUCCGACGGCUUCCAGAAGAUGGAGAUUACGCGGGCCGGUAUCAAGUUCCCGGACUUUUACAGGGACAUGUCCGGGAUGGACGUGGCGUAUGCCGUGUUUUGCUACCCCAAGGAGCAGUAUCCCGAUUCUUCAGCUUACAUCGAGGCGAUCCCCGACAUGGCCAACUUCAUUAACAUUUCCAAUGAUGUUCUCUCAUUCUACAAGGAGGAACUGGGUGGUGACACCAGAAACUACCUCCAUAACCGCGCCGCGACCACUGGCAAGCCUAUUCUCGAGGUCCUAGAAGAUGUCAACAAGGAGACGCUAGAUUCCGCAAAGCGUGUUGAACAGAUCCUCAAGGGUAGGGGUGUGUACGAGCAGUCCUGGCUAGACAGCGUCCGGGGCUACAUGUCCAUGCACACGACAAACCCCCGAUACAAGAUGAGUGACAUGGGUCUGGGCGAGGAGCAUCCCCUUGCUCCCUUUGAGCACAAGAUUGGAGAGUUCUUUGACCGAGUCAACAACGCAUCAUGAACGGAACAAAAGAGAUAUGGGAGGAAAAGAGGGCAUGAAAUGAUGAUGGAAACGGACAAGCAUUGCAUUCCAUGGCGCAUCUGCAUUUUUUGUCCAUCUGAGCAUGAUGUUCUCUUUUUCUGUUCCUGUUUGCUGUCUUUUUUAUUCUCCUGUGCCGCUGGGCAAGGCGUUGUUGGCUGCACUCUGACGUGGAACGAACGAACUUACGAUA
Molecule: messenger RNA, 1540 nt
Organism: Trichoderma citrinoviride
Lineage: Eukaryota; Fungi; Ascomycota; Sordariomycetes; Hypocreales; Hypocreaceae
Product: longiborneol synthase
Exons: 6
Coding region: 175-1329 (384 amino acids)
Molecular function (GO): carbon-oxygen lyase activity, acting on phosphates
Source: RefSeq, a predicted model, not a curated record